AUGAGUUUAUUUCUGGAUUCUUACACCUGGCUGACUCACCAACAAGAAGUCCAGGCCUUGAAAGCUGCGACGGAUGAAGUAACUCAGUUGGAAUAUUGCUCAGUUUAUCUGAGCACCGACUCCUCCGGGCUGAUUCACCUCGGUCCUGAAGCGCUGUCACCUGAAGAGCCGUGCAAAGAAGAAUCUGUAAAUACCUUAGAAAACUCUUCAAGUGAUGAAUACCUUUCCGAUGACAAUGAUGAUCCAGCCUACAUACCCGAGCGUUCAGUGGAGACACCAGUAUGUAAUAUUAAUUUGCGCCCACGUAGAGCUGUCCAGUAUGCAGAGAAAGAUGACCAUGAUGGACGGCAUAAAAUGUUAAAAGUGUUGCUGUACGUGAGUAUACCAAAUUGGAUAUUGGAUAUAUUUCUAGCAUUUCUGGGUAUAAUAACGUCAACGUAUAGCAUUCUUCUGAGAAUUCCGCUUAUUGCUGGACUCAUAUACGACGGUUACAACAUGAUUGCUAUAAGCAGUGAAUACAAAAGAAUGACUGGAAAAUUAAAACCACGGUAUAAAGAUAUUGAAGGUGAUUUGAGGAACCAACCUUUGACUCAGUACAGUAGUAUACAACGUGAGGACUUCCAAUACAUUGGACCACACUGUAGGACUUGCAAGUGCUAUGAACCAGUUCCAUCAGUCCAACCAAUCGCCAUUCCACAGACACCUGAUUCAAUACAAAGUGAUACGGCGCCAAUGAUAAACAAACAUAUAUGCAAUUUUGAGCUUAACUAUGCUAUAACAGGCGUUUUGAAUCUAGAAGAUGUAGCACAGGAAACAUCAACAGGAUGUAUACGACCAAAUACAUUAGAUUUAAAACUUAAUACGACUGAUGAUGAGAAGAUUGUAGUUACAGAUGAACCUGUUAUAUACGACGUUAAUCAAUUAAACAUAGGAACGAGUCCAGUUAUUGAAGAUAAGGAACUUUAA
Messenger RNA from Danaus chrysippus (African queen), 966 nucleotides. Lineage: Eukaryota; Metazoa; Arthropoda; Insecta; Lepidoptera; Nymphalidae. The record is from the annotation of a GenBank genome assembly.